UUUGGCUUAUAACCUGCACUGGUUAUGGUGUUAUAAUUGGUCCUAUUAUUUAAAAAUGCCUUUUCUCUCAUUAUUUUUAUUGUACCCCUUUAUCCUCUAUUUUGUUGUAAUACACUGUAAAUAUUUAUUUUUGUGUUUGUUUAUUGAAUGAUGUAAUUAAUUAAAUAAAUCGAUCCACACAGUCAUCUAUCACAUGUCCUCGGUACAGUGUUAAGAACAUGAAUAAGACGAGACCGUUUUAGCAUCACACCGCUUCUGGAAACUGUUACAUAAGAGAGAGAUUUAGAGCAGCCCAGCUUUCUCUGGAUUUCUGCCAUCCCUGUUUACAGCACACACACCAUACCACUAACUGCAUUUCCCAGACACCUCGCUCGCGCAUGCGCAGGAGCCGUUGGCUGGCAGUGGUAAACAGACGUCAGAAGGGAGUCUUCGCCUCGAGUCAAAACAAAACAAAACAAGAUCCAUACGAUGAAUGACUCUUUGAAUGUCUGAAUCGUCCGCACGACGGAAAGGAUUGAACCCUAACUACAGCGGAAAACCAGGUUCCAGAGGAAAAGCCGCUUUCUGCCACUUUUACAGGGGGAUUUUUUUUAACUAACCGGAGGAGUUAGCCAACUAGGUGGCUACCUAGUUUCUUCUCACGUUAAAACUCUGGUGUCGAGUUUUGUCCGGACCGACGAGUCGCUGAGGACGGAAGUGAAGAUGCAUGGUUGAAUUCUUGCACUUUCGAGUGACAAGAAGUACGUAAAUUUCGCUCGGAAUUAGCGAACUGUGUACGGACGCAUUCGGCGUAGUUGCCGCGCAAGCAUCGUGUGUGUGUGUGUGUGUGUGUGUGUGUGUGUGAGAGAGUGUGUGUGUGGAGGAACAUGGCAGAUGGUGACACGCGCCUACACACAGCGUGUCGGAGCGGACACACUUGAGCGAGAAUAAGACGGACUGUUUGAGUCUGAUUUCGCUAUCAGACAUAAAUAAUCGAGAUUAACUAGUUCAGUUAACUAGUAUUCUCCUGGAAAGGUCUGACUAUUCAAAACGCGUUUAAAGGGCGACGCUAGCUGUGUAUACAACUGGUGGCGAGGAAGAAUCUGGGUGGAAGAAUCAGUACAAAUAACCUCUUAGUGAUCUAUUGCUAUAAACUGAUCUAUUGCUAUAAACUGAUCUAUUGCUAUAAACUGAUCUAUUGCUAUAAACUGAUAUUUGAGUUCAAGUGGAAUUCCGGGCCGUGAAAUGACAGAUGAUUGGCUGAUUUUGACAGGCAUGAUGUUGCGCGUGCAACUAUUACCCAUUAACACACUGAUUAACACACAGCAUGCCAUUGCGGCCAUAGAGUGAUGAAAACGACCACAGUUUAUUACAAGAGAUGGUAAAAAAAAUGGUCUAUCACUAUAGUAAUGACUUGAAAGGAGCUGAUCUCAGUUGUUGAGGAUGACCUGGUGUGCGUUUGAUAGUCUAAUAUAAAUUUACUGUUUACUACAUUGUUUCCACGCAUUAUUUCCCUCUUCAUUGCACGCUUUUCCCACUUUUUUUUCUCUUGUUGUCAUUAGUUUUAGCCUUCAACCCCUAGAGAAGAUAUGUUUUAGACGUGUUUCUUCUUUAUUUAAACUUCAGUCCUGGCAGUCACCAGGUUUUAAUGUAUUCAGUGGUGUUUGUCAUGUGAAUUUCCUUUGUUCUUUAUGUAAACAAAGAGACCCUCCGUUUCAGUCGGAAGCUUUAUGAUAGUUACUAUUAAGGAGAUUAUUUGGCCCGUUUAAUCUAUAAUCUGAGGAUUAAGCAGCGCUAUAGAUAUACAUACACACAUAUACAUUGGUGCGCACAGAUUAUCACGUCUCUGCUCAAUCCGCUCAAAAACAAACAAAAAAUCAAGUCUUCAGAAAUUAAUUUUUAAUAAAUAUCCUUAAAAAAUCAGCCAAACUACAAGUAUACCAGCGGCAUAACUUUUAACGAUCAAACAGCAUUAUUAAGUGAAAUCUAAAAGUAGUUAUUUUACACUUGUAGUGUUUUAGAGGGAAAAAAGAGCAGGUACGUGGUUGCUAUUUUCAGACUGUAAACUGUCAGACUCUUUCCUGAAAUUGGAGUAAUUGCUGUGCACAAUGGAGACGGACAAGGCACCCCCGAUUGACCCAGAUUUCGAGCCGCAGAGCAGACCGAGGUCUUGCACAUGGCCGCUGCCUCGGCCCGACAUCUCAGCUGUCAAAGUGGAGGGGCCAGACGGCGCCGAGUCCGCCGCGGGAACCCCGCCUGCCGAGGAAGAUAAACAGGAGCCUCAGCCAAUCGUAUCCGAGCCCGAAAAAUCCGCCGCCUCGGAGGGAGGAGCGAUAUCGGGAGUGGGCGGAGCCGCACCUCGAAAGGGUUCAUCCCGGCGCAACGCCUGGGGUAAUCAGUCUUACGCUGAUCUGAUAAGCCAAGCGAUUGAGAACUCACCGGAGAAGCGACUCACUCUGGCACAGAUCUAUGACUGGAUGGUCAAAACAGUGCCGUAUUUUAAGGAUAAAGGUGACAGCAACAGUUCUGCUGGAUGGAAGAACUCAAUUCGUCACAAUUUGUCACUCCACAACAAAUUUUUGAGAGUACACAAUGAAUCUACUGGAAAGAGCUCCUGGUGGAUGCUUAAUCCUGAAGGGGGUAAGACAGGGAAAGCCCCUCGUCGCCGUGCUGCCUCCAUGGACAAUAGCACUAAAUUGCUAAAAAGUCGUAUGCGGGCAAAGCAGACCAAGAAGCAAGCUGUAGCAGGUGGUGUUGGUGGUCCUGGCGGUUCCAUACAGGGUGAGGGUGUGUCCGGUGCAGGGAGUGCAGACAGUCCUGGCCCUCCAGGACAGUUUGGAAAGUGGGGAGUGAACAGUAGCAGCCCAUCAUCACGUGGUAGCUUGGAUGACCAAGACAUGUGGACAAGCUUCAGACCACGCACCAGUUCAAAUGCCAGCACUUUGAGUGGCAGGCACUCUCCAAUUCCCCCAGUGAAAGAAGACGAAGAUGACUUGCCUGAAGACGGACUUUUGGGUGGGUAUCCCACUAGCAGUCUUCCACCUACACUUACUGAGACCCUAAUGGAGGAACUGGACCUAAUUGAUGGACUUACCUUAAUGACAGCACAGCAAGGUGGUGCAAGCCCGAGCACAGCACCGCAAGCUCCACCAACUCCAUUGCCUUCUGCUUCUACCCUUCUGCCCCGUGGGUCUAAUUUUGCUUCAUAUCGUCAGCUGCAGCCAGUGAAGGGAUCUCAAGGACCAUCCCAGCCAGGGUCACAGAGCUCUGUUCAGCAGGCCGGGGAGUCCAACACAAGCCUAACAAACUUUGGAAACUCCCUCUUUAAUCCUCUGCCUGGUCCAGGAUCUCGCAGUGGUUUCAGCACCCAUGUGCCCUCCAGUCUUGAGGCACUCCUGACCUCUGACUCACCCCCACCAACCGAUAUCUUGAUGACUCAAGUGGACCCUCUGAUGCCCAGCCAGGGAGGUGCAAAUCUUUUGGGCCUCGGGGACACCAUGUCUGGCAACCAAGCUAAGGCUGGUCAAAUGAUGUUGGGCAAGAGUAUGGAACCUAGCCCAGUGCCGCAAAUGACCCUUCAGCCUCAAUCCCAGCUACCGCCACAGCAGCACCAGCAGCACUCUCAAAUGAGCUUUGGCAUGAUGCUGUCUGGCAUGGGCCAGGAACUACCACAGCUGGCAGCCAUGAAGACCCAGCAUCAAAUGCCAGGUGGAGGGCUACUUCAACAUGGAGCUGUCCCUUCUGCAGCAGGGAAUGGAGGUCUUCAAGGGGUAAGCCAAUAUGGGACACCAGCUGGCUUUCUGUCCUCUCAAGAUCGUCUGCCCACAGACUUGGAUAUUGAAAUGUUUACAGAGAACCUGGACUGUGAUGUUGAUUACAUCAUAAACAGUGACCUUAUGGAUGGAGAUAUGAGUGACUUCAACUUUGACCCCAUUGUACCAGGUGGGCAAAAUUACCCUGGGCCAGCCACCACACAGAGCUCUUCUCACAACUGGGUCCCCAGCUAACUCUGCUAAGGAUAGGAGGUCAGCCCUUCAUCCCUAACCAAAUAAUGGAAUCUCACAUGGUGCAUUAAUUAAAAUGUCACCCCUUCAUUUUUUUUUUUUUUUUUUUUUUUUUUUUUUUUUUUUUGCCUCCAUGUUCGCCAUUUGUACCUCAAAUGCAUAAACUGCUUUGGCUGAAGAUACAAACUUUGGCCAAAUUUUUAAGAUAUUUUUGGCAACUUUUUUGGAUCACAAAAAUAAACCUUACUCAAGUGCCAAUAUUCAUUAGACACCAGACCCAGAAGGUGUCUUUGGGGGAAAAAAAUGACUGGAAGUUGCUGUUUUCUUUGAUGUCAGUGAUAUUGACUAGGAAAAAAGGAGAGAAGAAAUUAAUGAUGAAGCACAACUAAUAAACUACUAAUCACAUUUAUUACAGUAAUGCCUAUUACUAAUACCAAAGUAGUACAGGGCUGAGAUGGUACCCUCACUAGAUUUGAAGACAGAACUGAUUUGGCCAGGAGAAUCAAACUUUGCUGAUACUUGAGGAUCUUUCUCAACUGGUCAACAGUUAAAAAAAAAAACAAAACCGAAUGGACUAAAAGUCAUCAUGCAAUUUCAAAAUCAAGCAAUGCUUUCUUGAUCACUUGGUUGGAUCCUUUGAUCAGGUGGAGCACAAACCUGACACCAUAUGAACAUCUUCAGCAUUAAUCAUAGUUUGAAUGGGGACUGUCCCAAUGAGCCCAGAACAUAAUGAAUAUUUGGACACUUAUGCUGCGCUCAAGUAGUACACUCUCAGUGGUACGAACUGUGCUUGUAUUUUGCAUCGGAGGCAAAAUAUUUUGAGGUGGUUGAUAAUGAUUAUUGUCAUGAUGAUUAAUGCUUUUGGUUUAGCAUUUAUGACUCUACUCAGGAAGGUGUUUUUUUUUUUUUUUUUCCCUUUUGUCCUAAAGAGUGGGGACUGAUCAUUGAGUGAGAAUUUGAUAUUGAUGAUUUGUUCUUAAAUUGUUAACAGUAUGAAGAAAUGUGAUUAUACAUAGGGCAUUUUGAUUUUACCAUAGAAUUUUAAUGGUCAUGCUUCUAUGGUUUCUACCACUUUGCCAACUCUGUCAAGUUGAAUGGCAUUGUGUUAUCAGUGUGCCCAUUUGGAGGAUACAAUAUUUGAAGGGUUUGUGUGUGUGUGCGUGCGUGUGUGUGUUUGUGUGUGAGAUGUGUGUGAUGUUUUAAGUACUUACAGGUGCUUAAAUUCAGCAGAGAGAGAAACAAUCAAAAAUAAUGUUGAAUAGUUUCAUUCAAAGGAUGAAACUGAUUGGUUAUUCAACAGAUGCUAUAUAAAAUGUGCCCUUAUUAUAUAGAAUUCUGUACAGCAGUACAAAAAGGGGCAAGACAUACUUUUCUCAGUGAUUGACUUUUUCUUAUGUAGUACUAACAAUCUUUUGUAUAAAUUUGUUAAAAAGAAACAGAAAACAAUUAAGUAUACUGACUAAUUUUAAUGUUUAAUUUACAUUGGGGCUAUAUAAUGGAAAAUAUUCUAAUCAGAAUCUUAUACUAAUCAGAAAGUACCCUCUUAAUAGUGCAGAAACUAUUUUUAACGGUCAUUUUCUAUGUAAUCUUUUAUUUUUGUAAAAGAUAAGAUGCAUGUAGAUUUUAUACCUAACCAAAGGAACACUAAGAAGACUGGGAUGGCCUGAGAGGAAAGUAUUGCAGUUUUUAUACAUGUUAACUUUUUAUGGAUUUAAAUGGAUUGCAUGGGUGCAGUUAACAGUAUAACACCUUGCAGAUUAGAAAUUGCCAUGUGAUCGCUACUAUAUUUGGAGUAAUUUUUAAAAAAUGAGGGUGAACUAAUGAGCUGUAUCACUUUGCCAGGCAAUUUAUAUUUCAUCGAAAAAUGGUAAAACACAAAGUGGAUGAUGAUGCAAUGUCUAACUCUCAGGGUUUAAUAAAACAGUAGUAAUGUUAAGUAAAUAAGUAAUAUUGAUUAAAAACUUCCUGAUGGAAGCGGUAAGAUAAUCAUUGCUGAUUUUAUAAAAGCCACUCAGCCAUCAAUGGAAAUGUUUUAACAUUACAGAAGUAUAGCUUAUGCUCCACUUGAAAAUGAGAGGUUGUGUAACGUAUGCAUUCACCGAAUUUCGGUAAAAAAAAAAGUUAUAAACUGCCAACAAACACUAGCAUGUUGCUCUAGAACAAACCAUGUAUCUCCAUACUCUUUCUUUUUUUUUUCUUUUAGCUGUUGAUGUAGAAAUGUAGUUUUUCCUUUGAUUUUUUUUCCUGUUUAUGUAGUUUGAACUUUGGUUUUAGAGCUGGAUAUUAUUCAUCAUUUAACGGUAAUAAUAUGAGCAUAUUAAAACAUGAACUAACUGUUCAAGCGCUCUGUUCUUGCAGAGGAUGGUUGUUUCCUCCUGUCAGUUGGUGCUAGACAUGACAAAGUCGGCCAUAUUUAGAUUUAAGGGCCUUUAUGCAGCACAUCUUCAGCACAUUUUAUAAAUAUAGAACUUAGAAAGAUAAAUUCACCUUUAUUAAUCCACAAACAUUUGUUACUUUUGUAGAUCCUAAGUAACUUCAUAGAAGCAGAAAUGAGAGAUUAGACACUGAAUGAGUCUUUCGACACACAUCAUGUGCAUUUCUUGAAAUCAGUCCUUUUUUUAAAAAAAUGGAAAAAAAAAGGAAACAGUGUUACUUUGUUAAUCUUUAUCUGUAUUUCAAUGAACCGUUUACAUCGUUGCUCUCGUCGUUUUGGGCUGUCCUUUGUUCCUCUGAAGUUCCACACGUUCGAUGGUGUUUGGAUUAUAUGGCGAAAUCUUGUAACGGAUUUGAGAAUGAACAUCUGCACAGCUUGAGUGACGAACCAGCAGGCAAGGUUUAGAGCAGUAGGCUGGAGUGCUGAAAUGAAAUUUGGACAUUCUCUUUUCUACUCUGAUAAGAUCCCGUUGUGAUUAUUUGCUUAAAUUCUCAUAAAUGUGGUCCAAGUUAAAUAAAAAAUGUGCCAGAAAAAUUGCACGAAAAAAUGAAAUUGAGCCUCUUGUCAAAACUAAGUCUGAAGGUUCGAUUACUAUUGAAAAUAGAGAGGACUAACAGCAUUCAGUUGAGUGGUAGAAUGUGAACAAGAUUGAAUUCCCAAUAGACAGAGCUUGAAACUUUAUAAAAUAAGAGUUUAAAUACAUUGACCUCAGAUCACACCUCUGUCUCGUGGCUUUCUCGUGUUUAAUAUUAAUUUCUUAUCAUUUUUUUUCCUGUUCUCCUGAAAAGGGUCUGCUAAAUAUCCCAGUUGAUAAAACACUAUGUUUUAGUUUGUGGAUAGAUUUUGUUGUUGUUUUGGGGAAGGGGGUAUAAAAGAUUGGUGAGUGCUUAGCCAGGUCACUAUAUGUGUAUUUCAUUCAUUGCUUUAUAUUGAUUAAUGUAUUUUUUCUUUCCCCUGCUCUUCUUACUUUAUCGUUAAGUUAGCCAGAGGUGACUGUGAAACCAGUCAAGAAUAUCUGAAAUAAACUUAAUCAGUUUAA
Pangasianodon hypophthalmus (striped catfish) is the source of this 7456-nucleotide messenger RNA. RefSeq names its product forkhead box O4 (gene foxo4). The record is from RefSeq and is a predicted model, not a curated record. The coding region runs from base 2088 to 3986 and encodes 632 amino acids. Gene Ontology annotation, biological process: regulation of transcription by RNA polymerase II. NCBI's taxonomy places the organism in Eukaryota, Metazoa, Chordata, Actinopteri, Siluriformes, Pangasiidae. Gene Ontology annotation, cellular component: nucleus. The transcript has 3 exons. Gene Ontology annotation, molecular function: DNA-binding transcription factor activity, RNA polymerase II-specific; RNA polymerase II cis-regulatory region sequence-specific DNA binding.